AUGGAUUUUUUGAACGCCUCUAGCCUGGAGGAUGGAAUAAAUGCAGAUAACGUCUCCUCUAAUUCCACCUCCCAGAGCAAGUACAGCCAGCUUGCCAUCUGGGGUCUGGCGGGACUCAUCAGCUUUCUGAUUCUGUUCACGAUAGUCGGGAACGUCCUGGUCGUUAUCGCCGUUUUAACCAGCAGAGCUCUGAAACCACCCCAGAACCUUUUCCUCGUCUCCCUGGCCAGCGCCGACAUCCUGGUGGCCGCCUUGGUCAUGCCCUUUUCACUGGCCAAUGAACUCAUGGGCUACUGGCUUUUCGGAAAGAUUUGGUGCGACAUCUACCUGGCUCUGGACGUUUUAUUCUGCACCUCUUCUAUCGUCCACCUCUGUGCCAUCAGUCUGGACCGGUACUGGUCGGUGACCCAGGCGGUCGAGUACAACCUAAAGAGGACGCCGAAGCGAGUCAAAGGGAUGAUCGUGGUGGUGUGGCUGAUCUCCGCCGUCAUCUCCUUCCCGCCGCUGAUCACGAUGGACCGGAGCAGCAGCGAGGAGAGUCUCCAGUGCAUCCUGAACGACGAGACCUGGUACAUCCUCUACUCCAGCAUGGGCUCCUUCUUCGCCCCGUGCGUCACCAUGAUCCUGGUCUACAUCCGCAUCUACCAAGUGGCGAAGACCAGGACCAGGACCAUGUCGGAGAAGAAGAGGGACGUGGGCUCGCCGGCGGAGAACGGGACGGACCGAGCCGAACCGGGCAAAGGGGGGUCGGUGAAGUCCAGCGGGGACGGGAGCAUGAAGGACCAGGAGCCCGGCAACGGGCACUGCAAGGAGCCGGCGGUUCGUUCCCCUCUCCCCAACGAGCCCAAACACCCGGCGACGGACCACGAGGACGACUUCGAGGACAGCAGCUCGUCGGACGAGAAGCCCAAGAAGAGUUCCGCUUCCUCCAAACAUCGGCGCGACGAGCGGAAAGACAGGAAGUCCAGCCGGAAAAGCAGCUCCGCCUCCAAGUACUCCAGCAGGAAGUCGCGCGCCAGCUCCAAGUCCAUGGAGCUGUUCUCGUCCCGCCGCAAGCGGCGGAGCACCGUCCACAGGAACAAGGUGUCCGCCGCCCGGGAGAAGCGCUUCACCUUCGUCCUCGCCGUGGUCAUGGGGGUCUUCGUCCUGUGCUGGUUCCCGUUCUUCUUCUCCUACAGCCUGUACGGGAUCUGCCGGGAGCCGUGUCGGAUCCCCGACACGCUGUUCAAGUUCUUCUUCUGGAUCGGUUACUGCAACAGCUCGCUGAACCCGGUCAUCUACACCAUCUUCAACCAGGACUUCCGCAGAGCCUUCCAGAAGAUCCUCUCCAAGUCGUGGAAACGCUCGUUCUGA
Pseudoliparis swirei is the source of this 1353-nucleotide messenger RNA. RefSeq names its product adrenoceptor alpha 2C (gene adra2c). Gene Ontology annotation, molecular function: alpha2-adrenergic receptor activity. The record is from RefSeq and is a predicted model, not a curated record. Gene Ontology annotation, cellular component: membrane. The coding region runs from base 1 to 1353 and encodes 450 amino acids. Lineage: Eukaryota; Metazoa; Chordata; Actinopteri; Perciformes; Liparidae. Gene Ontology annotation, biological process: regulation of smooth muscle contraction; platelet activation; regulation of vasoconstriction. The transcript has a single exon.